This is a messenger RNA of Dermacentor andersoni, 11087 nucleotides long. Lineage: Eukaryota; Metazoa; Arthropoda; Arachnida; Ixodida; Ixodidae. The record is from RefSeq and is a predicted model, not a curated record.
GUGUACUACUGAUGCUGUAUGGCAUGUUGUAAGUGUAAAUGAUGAAAGCUAGACAAGAAGCGAGUCAGCACAAAUGAGAUAAAGGAAAAGGCCUACGUAGUACAUCAAUCGGGGUCAUAGCGCUAGAAGACACGGGCAAGAGCGAGACAACAGGACGAGCGCUAACCUUCAACCGGUUAUAAGGCAAAAAGCACGUUCACUGGUUUAUUGUAUUUUUUUUGUUUCAAAUCUAAAGUCUAUAUAGGAACAGGUCGUCGCUAACGUUCCCGAAAAGCUGUCCUUUUUUUUUUUUUUUUGCAAAUAACUAUAUUAAAUCCAACAAACAUACAGAAAUAUGUCAAGCGGUACGGUUUUCCUGUGGUUACGCAUCUUCGCCUUCACAAGGACAGGACAGGAAUAGCGCCUUGUCCUGUCUUUGUUCCUUCCUAGUGUGCCGUCAGUAUUGGCGCUUCAUCUAUUGAAAUGCCCCGCCCACGUGCAUUCGUACAAGUGACCCAGUAGUUAAUGGUGUCUUCGAGUCGAACCGGCUGCUCAAUGCGGUAGAGCGUCACCAGGAGGCUCUGCGCUAAGCCUAACACCGAAGAGCGGACGAGCCGCGCAAACCCACCCUUGACACCCAGGACCCAUUACCGGUUGACACGCAAUGCAAGCCGUAAUAUAAAGCCCGACCCCACUGCAUCAUAUCGGUAACGCGCUGCUUCUCAAAAGCGCGGACACGAUGUGCGUUUCGAUUUGGAUCCGACUAUAGAGGAUGUCAUCUGCCGCGAGGGCAUAAUGCGGACCUCCACCGGACACUGUCAAAAAGAAGCAAAAAAAUAAAUAAAAAAAAGUACGGGGAAGGGAGAGGGCUUGGGGACAAACGUGGUGGAGCCACACACAAUGCAACCUCGUCCGGUCGUCCAGCCAUUGGGCCCCGCAUUGGCGUGACGUUGUCGUUUCCGUUAUCGCGUACGCUGACCCGUGCGGUGGCGUUGCCGUCGGGCCGGCGCUUGCGGAGCUGCGUGCGUGCGAUCUGGCGGAGUUCGACGUCACGCCGUUUCGUUAAGCGCGCCAUGCCUCGACGCUGUAAUUGGCAGCGGCGUCAGUGACCCCGUCCCGAGUAUUCGGACCACGGCGUCGGUGCGCGCGUCGUUACGCGAGGUUUGCGCACAGCAGCAACAGAGGGCCGAUGCUGAAGAAGCGAGACUCGACGGCGUGUGUUGCGCCGCACCAGGAGUAGGAACUGCGACUCGCCUGCGCGCCUAGCUGGACCGCGUUCUGCGUAUAGAGUGCGCCGACGAACUGUGGUUGUGCGGAAGCUGGAUUGCAUCGGGAGCGACAUCCAUGCGGACACUGUUGCAGAGCUGGAUGAGAAGCAAGAAGCGCAAAUGAGGGCCUCACGAAGCCGCCGCCCUGCAGCCAGGUUAUGGAUACUGGCCCUUUCAACGGCGCUUCUGGCCUCGCCUGCAUGGGGCCAGAACUGCUUCGGCGGCAUCGAGAGCUUCGAGAAGACCACGGGGCUCUCCUACUCCGGCUCGGUGAGCGGACAGACGCUGCUCCAGCAGCCGGACCAGGCGCUCACGCGGGACUGCAUCAACCUGUGCAAGCAGCAGGCGCAAUGCCUCUCCUUCUCGCUCAACUACGUCGGCUUCCGCUGCUCCUCCUUCAACCUCAACUCUGCCGGCCGCCGAGACCUGCUCGUGCCCACGCCAAGCACAAACUACUUCGAGAAGAUAUGCUUCAGAGGAGUGCAGAAGAGUUCCUUCGACGCGCUGUGCGGCGACCGGCUGUGGGCCUUCGAACGGGCCAAGGAGGGCCACCUGGAGGGCUUCGUGGACCGCGAGGAGCACAACGUCAAGGACAAGGAGGAGUGUGCCAAGAUGUGCCUGCUCGAGGAGGCGUUCCCGUGCCGCUCGGCCGACUACGAUGAGGUGGCUAAGACGUGCCGCAUGAGCCGCGAGGACCGGCGCUCGCAGCCGCAGGCCUUCCGGCAGGUGCCCGGUAGCACCAGGGACUACCUCGAGAACCAGUGCUCCGCCACCGCUCCGACGUCGUGCCGCUACGAGACUCGGGUCGGCGUGGGCGUGGUGUCCAUGGACCUUCUGCAGUUCGCCACGGCAGUGGACGACUGCCAGACGCAGUGCGACCGCGAGACCACCUUCAACUGCCGCGCCUACUCGUACAUGGAGAACCGCUGCUACCUGAGCGGCGACGACACCAUCAGCCUGGGCCCCAGCGGGCUGCCGCCCAUGACCAACGCGGCCUACGGAGAAAAGAAGUGCAUCACCGAGCAAUGCACGCUGGGCGUGUUCACGUACGAGAAGAUGACCGGCUUCGUGAUGCGCUCGGCCGCGCGCUCGGCCAUCCCGCUGUCGAGCCCCGGCGCUCUGGGAAACACCCUCGAGUGCCGACAGUUCUGCCAGAUGGCCGGCCUCGACUGCCCGGCGUUCAGCGUCAACUACCAGAACAUGCGCUGCGACAAGUUGGAUCGGAACUCGCAGGGAAGGACGCAGGAGCUGAGUCCCAGGGCAGGGGAGAACUACUUCGAGAAGAUAUGCCUCCGAGGCAACUUCGCCACGGCCUGCCAGGGCAAGGCGUGGGCCUUCGAGCGGGUGCUCGGCUUGGAGCUGGUGCCCACGCUGUACGACAAGUCGUUCGCGCACGUCCAGAGCCGGCGCGACUGCGAGGAGUACUGCCUCAACGAGCAGGCGUUCGACUGCCGCUCGGCCGUGUACUUCGACGACACAGCCGAGUGUCGCCUCAGCCGCCACGACAGGCGGACGCAGCCGGACGGCACGAUCAAGAGCUCGAACCCGAGGAUCAACUACCUGGAGAACCAGUGCCUGGAAGUGUCACCGACUUGCCCUUAUGAGAAGACAGCGGACGCUUACCCAGUUUACACUGACGUGGUUCAAAUGACCGGCAUCAUAUCCGAGCAGUCGUGCGAGUCGUUUUGCACCACUUACCCAAACUUCAACUGCCGUUCGUUCGCCUAUUACCCGAGCAACGGGCAGUGCUUCAUAAGCGGCGAUGAUCGUAUAAGCGCAGGUCCGGCCAGCACAAACUCCCGGCCCGGCAUUCUGUUCUACGAGCGCUCGUGCAAGGACGGCGCUGGCGUCACCGACAGCGGCUCGGGCACCACGGCGGCCGGCGGCGGCGGUGGCACCUCGUCGACGGGCGGCGGACCCACCAGCUCGUCGCCCACCUUCCCGACGUCGCAACCGCCGCACACGCCCACGCUGUUCCCGCCCACAGUCCGGCACUGCAGCGCCGGCGAGAAGCUGACGUUCGCCCGGGUGUCGGGCCACGAGUCGGCCUCGAGACCGGGGCCCAUCCUGCUGACGGCCCCGGCGGACGGCAUGACCAAGGAGUGCAUACUGCGAUGCGAGCAGCGAGACGACUGCCACUCGUUCAGCAUCGACUACCGACGCCACGAGUGCUACAUCGCCGGCUACUACUCCGGGUCGCUGCCGGCUCACCUGAGGCCCAGCCCCGGAAAGACGUACUUCGAAGGAAUCUGCGUGCCCGCCUCGGUGGCCUGCCAGCGGCUGUGGACGUUCGAGCGCAUGGUGGACCAGGAGCUGCGCGGCGUCAGCCCCCGCGAGGUGACGCGGUUCAUCACGCUGCACGACUGCGAGCGGCGCUGCUUCGAGGAGCGCCGCUUCGCGUGCAAGUCGGCCAGCUACGACGUGAACCUGCAGGAGUGCCGCCUGUACGCCGACGACCGCAACUCGCGCUUCGCACGGCUCAUCUACGGCCGGGGCGUCUACUACCUCGAGAACCAGUGCACCGUCAACACGGGUCCCUGCCCCUACGCUCCGAUCCAGCGUGACGUGUACAUGACGCACAUCACCCGCGUCGUGCACGGCGCCAGCUCGACCUUCCACUGCGAGAUGGAGUGCAACCGCGAGCCGGACUUCAACUGCCGCUCGUACACGUACGUGGAGCACGGCACCCUGGGCCCGCCGCAGUGCCUGCUGUCGGCGGACAGCCGGCCCGGGGUGUCGCCCAUCGUGCUCGAGUACCGCAGCCGCGCCCUGUACGCCGAGAAGGACUGCCACCUGGACGACGACAGCCGGAGCAACGGGGUCGUCGGGGGCACGUCGCACCCGCCGCCGUACCCGCACACGCCGCCAGGACCGCCGCACAGGUACGAUUCCGUGACCUCCGAAAAAUUUUUAAGGCCAGAGGAAAAAAAAACAACAGAGAGAGAGAGAGAGAGAGAGAGAGAGAGGAAAAAGAAGAACGCGCUAAUUCGCCUUCUCGUUAUCGGCGAACGCAAUGUAGGCGACAUCGCAUGGGAAGACCAUGGUGCGAAUAUAUAUUCGACACCGAUAUCACUUACCGUCGAAACUGGGCCGUACCCGCCGCCGCCGCCGCCGCAUCCUCAUCCCCAACCACAUCCGGGAUCUUCGCCGCCCUCGCAGCAGCCUUCGCCAGGUGGCUCCCCACCGACGCCGUAUCCGCCAAGGCCGCCCACGGACUACAGCCCGUACCCGCCACCCCGUUUCUGCACGUACGAGCAGUACACGUACGAGAAGACCAUCGGCCACGACAUGAGGUACGCGCCGAGAGAACGCAUCCCCACGCGCUCGGCGGUGGGCGUGGUUCGGGACGCGUUCACCGAGUGCCAGCGGCUGGGGGACCGGUGCCGCGCCUUCACCAUCGAGUACGGCAACUUCCAGUCAGCGUCGUGGCUCUCGACGGCCGCGGAGGACAACCGGCAGCUGCUGGUCGCCAACCCCGUCAUGGCCUACUUCGAGAAGGUCUGCCUCCAGGAGCGCACGUGCGGCAAGAUGUGGUCGUUCGAGCGAACCGUGGGCCACACGUUGGGCGGCGACGCGGACCGCGAGGUCCCGGGCGUGCUUCGGCGGGCCCAGUGCGAGGACCUGUGCCUGCGCGAGCGGUCGUUCGUCUGCCGCUCGGCCACCUACCAGCAGUCGCGGCUGCUGUGCCGCCUGUACGCCGAGAACAGGCGCACCCGGCCGGCGCUGUACGUCCGCACCGCCGAGGACGUCGACUACUUGGAGAACCUGUGCGCCCCGGAACCCUCGACGUGCCAAUACCGGGAGCAAGUGGAUCGGUUUCUGCCCAUCAUCGACAGGCUGGGCCACGCGUUCAGCCUGACCGAGUGUCAGCGCCAGUGCGACCUGGAGCGCCUGUUCAGCUGCCGUGCCGUAAACUUCGAGACGGUGCACCGAGACUGCGCGCUCAGCAGCGAGGACGCCCAGACCACGCCCCUGGGUGCGGCCGCGCUCGUGCACCGCCGGUACUCUGUCUACAGCGAGAAGGGCACGUGCGAACAAGUGAGCGUGCAAUGCAACCAGCAGGACAUGCUACUAGCGAUGAACUUCGACACGCCCUUCCAUGGCCGCGUCUACGCAAAGGGCAACCCCUCCCAAUGCUUCGUGGUGGGAAACGGGCAGAACACGCUCCAGUUUGCUGUCUCACUCGGCACCCGCUGUGGGACGCUGCAGGAGGGAAACGGCCACUACGCCAACGAAGUUGUCGUCCAGCAGCACCCGAUCAUAAUGACAGACACCGACCGCAACAUUCGCGUGGUGUGCUCUUUCGAAGCUGGCGACAGGACAGUCACGCUUGGCUCCACUUUCGCACGAAACGGCGCUUACAGCGGCGGCCUCGAUGUUACGACUCGCCACCAGCCGACCAUAACGUCGGUCGUGACCAACACCGCCCCGCCGCCGAACGUGGUCAUGCGAAUCCUGGACCCCAGUGGGCGUGACGCAGGAGUGGUCGGACUCGGGGACGAGCUCACGCUCAGGAUCGAAAUCCAGGAACCUGGCAGCGCAUUUGCCAUUUUUGCAAGAAACCUUUACGCCAGGAGCUCCAAUGGCGAGUCUCUUUUUCUCAUCGACAGCCUAGGGUGUCCCGUGGACCCGAGCAUAUUCCCACCCCUUCGGCCAGACUACAGGCAACCGGGCGCGCUCUUCGCCAAUUUCAAGGCGUUUCGAUUCCCGUCGUCCGGUCUGGUCAACUUCGAGGUGCAAAUAAGGUUCUGCCAAGAAAGGUGCGAUCCGGUGCGCUGCCAAGGAGGUGGCGAGUCGUUUGGCCGCAGAAGGCGCGACGUGUCGUUCCCGCCAAUUGCCAGGUUCGCCUUCAGGAACAGGACCAGGCCAAUCUUUCUCACAGCGCACAAACCGACGAUCGUCAUAAGGCCGUAUUCCGUGCGAACCACGACGACGACCACUACGGACGAGCCACCCACGACUACAACGACUGAUGCUCCAGCAACCAUGGUUGAACCUGCCGCGACCACGCCAGCUUCCACGGAAAAGGUGUUAACAGCCGAAACCGACACAGAAAGCAUUGUGGAGACUACUGCGAGUCCGGAGCCGACGACAGAUGGUGUUCCAGCGACAUCUGUUCCAGCUGAGAACGUUACCGAUGACGUCACAGAAGAGAGCGUGGAAGAAACGCCUAAUAACUCAACGGUCGCUGAAGAGGCCACCGAAGAAACGGUGGCAGCAACCUUAACGACGUUUCCCGAUACAAAUGAAACAGCUCGUUUUGAUUCCGAAGAAGCAGAAGAAGAAGCCUAUGACGAUGCAGAGGAAAGUGAACCGCAUUUGAUGUUCCGGAAACAGGAAAUGUACCUGCCCGAAGAAGGCAACGGGAGCGUCCCGGAACCACAGCAAGCUUCGAAGGACGCCGAAAGGAUUGAGCAAGUGUCCUCAGCCGUCGUGUUCCGUAAUCCUGAUCCCGACAACCCGCAACUACAGCACGGUGUUCGAGGACCUUCGCAGCAGGCGACGGCAAUUCCUUUCGAUCUAACUUCUCAGCCGUACGGCGGCUACGGAUUGGGAUACGGACGCCACUACGGCUCGCCGCCGCCGCCGCCGUACGGCGUUCACGGCCCGUACGGUCAUGGCGGCUACUACGGCCACGACGCGCGGCGCACGUUUACGGACAGCCGCCGAGGAACACGGCCACAUUCGAGCCGAGCCUUUUCGCACGUCUGGAGAGACACGCCGUACGGCCCACCGCCAGGACCAGUGGCCAUUGAGCCAGCAGCCGAGCAGCAUCGUUACGACAACCGCCGAUUAGAACACCGUAAUCACCACCGCAACUCGGCCGGAAACGAGCAGAAGGAACCUUCCGGAGACCGGGGACGCGGAGUCCAUUAUUACGAAGCGGCGGGACAUCAUCGCGAGUUCGACCCAACCGCGGACCGCGCAAACGAGUCGUUGGGGCAAACGAGCCGAGAUCAGCUUUCCGGUGGCGGCGACAAACGGACGGGGGUAGAAUCGGACUCCUCGCGGCCCACCGCCAGCUUUCGGGAAAACGUUAACGCCGGUGGCGGCUCGUUUUCAAGGGAGCCCGAAAGAAAUGACAACUACUACGACAAAGGACGUCGUCCCGCGGACACCGCCUGGCGGGAGGCGCCACAAUCGUUGCCCGCGGAAACGAGAAGCGACACCUUGAAUUUCUCCUCCGGUAACGAAACGAAAGCGACGUUAGACCUCACGGGCGGCGAGGACAACGCGCUAUUCCAGCAGCAGCAGCAGCAGCAGCAGCAGCAGCAGAUGACGACGAAUUCCAGCGGCCAGUUCGUGGUACGAGAGAUGGAGGGAGGGUACGCGCCUUCCUCGGCGUUUCGCGAGAUUGUCGCCACGACCGAGAAGCCGUACCCGGAGGAAGUUCCGCUCUCGCUGGCCAUUAUGGUGGGCGAAGACAGCGGCGGCGGGAAGCCCGACAACGGCUGGGCCAGGAACGCCGCCAACACCGGCGGCGGCGUCUACCAGCCCCCACGAAGCCGAAAACGAGAGCCGCCUCCGCCUCCUCCGAGGCCAGUGGAGGAAGAACCGGCCUGCGACCCCCAGAACACCAUCAUCAUCACCGCGCUAGUCGUGUCAGCGAUCCACGUGGGACUCAUGCUGGGGGGCUUCUUCUGCUUCCGCUGGCAGCGGCGUUCCAUGAAGCGCAAGCAGCUCAUCGCCUCGGUCAUGGGAGACUUCCGGUUGCCGUCGGCCGCAGGCGUCACUUCCGCCGCGCUGCCGUCGCUUCCGCCGCCCGUGGUGACGACGUCGGCGACGGGUCGCGGCCACUACCACCACCACGCGUCGCCCUCGCGCGUGCCCGGCGGGCCCAUGGUUUACGGCAAGGCGGACACGUCGUUCCGCCAGAUGUACAGUGAUUUCGAGACCCCGCCGUGAAGGGCGGGGGCGUCGUCGUGUCGACUCGGGGUUGUGAAUCGUCGUUAGACGACGCAAAAAGACAACAAACGCGAGAGCACGGUCACUACGGUGCGGAGCUUAUUAAAAACAACAACAAAAGUAAUUUGAGUUUCCCCGGCCUAAAAGAAUUUGCGUUCUAUCGGUACCGAAGAAACAUAGCAUGAGGCGCGCACACUCAACGACGUGGUAUUCCCAGAUGUCGAGAAGCGUUAAUGAACAGCUGGGCUGUCUGAUAAACCGUGUUGCAAAGAGAAAUGGAAGGCGAACAGAAGAAAAAAUAUCGGGGAGAUAACUAAUAAAGUAACGAUGCCAAGACCAACUCGUCGCCAAAGUGAUGAUAACUGAAUGAAAGCGAUCUGCAGGAGGAGCGCUGAAAGAUAAUUGUUCAGUGAUUCGUGACAAUCGGUCAAUUUCAAAAGUCUAGCUCACUGAUGUAAUCUAAAUGAGAGCGAUUACCACGGCGAAUAAUGAACAUCUACAAUGCAGUUUUGUAAGUUCACUUGUCUAACUGGCGCGAUCCGCAUAUAUAGCGUACGGCUAGGAGGACACGCGUUUCCGCAAGAUGUACAGUGACUCAAAGGCGCCACCCCGAACAGCGUAGAUGAGGUGUCGUCUGUGGUUGCGAGUCUUUGUUCGAUCAAGCAAAGAACAAACAGAGAGAGAGAGAGAGAGAGAGAGAAACGCGCGAUCUGUUGCAGAUAUUCGAGAUUCGUGUGAGGCUCCCGCAGUUUAAACGCAUUGGAUGGGGUAAGCCUAAUUGACUACCAAACGCUGAACCAUUACGUCCUCGCAGAAGUUGGAGAGUUGUGAGAUGUGGGUGAGCCGGCAUGUCGUGCUACAACGUAAACUGUUGGGCGAAAAAAGACAAAUAGAAGUCAGAAAGCGAAGCUUUAAAGUCAUGACGCCAAGUCUAACUCAUCGACAAAGUGGCGACGGCGCGCUGAAGUCUGUGGCAGCAAACACGCGACGGGCAACAACUUUUCAUGCGUUCGAAACUUUAUUUUUCGUUUUCUCAGUUUAGCACUUGCGAAACCUAGCACUUUAGGGCAAUGCGCGAAGUUCCGAUUGUCACGGAUAAUAAGGAACGUUUACAAUUUAGUUCUCUUGCUUGUCGAGCAAACUAAAACGUGCACUUUAAAGAGCGUGUCUGUCGCAUGAACAGGCUCCCCAUUAUUCAACAGCUAACGCUGUGCUGAUCGAAGUGAGAAAGAGAAAAGCGUUUCUGUGUUGAGGGGCUGUGAAAGAGAGUGGAAAGAUGCAAAUGAAGCGAAUUUUCGGAUUUUUAGUUUCACGAAACGCAAAGUAGUAAAAAACUGGACAUGUUACGUCACGAGUCGUUAUCGUGCUGCGAAACUAUACAGCAAGGAGUCCCAAGAGAAGACGGCGCCGAGGCGAUCGAAACAUAACUCAAAUCUAUUUUACCGUUUUUACAAACGCAGUAAAUAUGCGAAGGUCUCCCCUCAUUGUCAGUAGAAGCGCAUUAAUUAGCGCAUUAGAACAAUUAAACAGAUACAUGAAGCACAACACUAGGCGGCGGUGAACAGAAUAAAGGCCACAAAGCAAACAUUAUUCGCCCAUGUAGAAGCAGAAGCGUGUCAGCUCUGAAUGUGCGAUUGGCUUCCGAAUAGUGUGAAUGAUUGUCAAUCAAUCAAUAAUUAUUCUUUAUUGCAAUUCGCCAAACCCAAAUAUGGUUAACGAUAUGCCCAACCUCUAAGCUUGGUUCGUGCGUUACAACAGCCGUCCUCCACCAAGCAUGGUCAUACCGGUAUCGCGCCUGAAAGCUUUAGCUUCGUCAGUUUUUCUUUAUGUUUUGGUCCAUUAUGCAUUUGUUUAAAGGUAGGCAUGCACUGCCUCGCACUGCAGGCUACGAGUUCGCGUCAACUACGAAGUGUCCCUUUCCCGUCUUUGUUAACGUAAACAGCGCGUAUAUCUUUCGAUCACAUUUUCAGCAAAACGAGGACGUCAACCUCAACUUGCAUUUUACUUAGGAAUCAGCGUAUAUAACAAAAAUGAAAGACAGUUAACGGUAAAAAGAUGGAACAGUCUGGGAAUUGGACGCGAGCCAUCGCGGGAAACUCGAUGAGAUAACAUACGUCGCUAUAUAUGUGUCCUCUUGUUUGUAUAGAUAGAUCCAGUGUUUUUUUUUAUUGUUAAUAUAUUUUGUGUGAAUGGACUUGAUGUCAUUUUUAUCUUCAGAGCACUCGUUCCCGCGUUUUCGUUUUUGGAUGUAAAGCCCGAAAGAUGGCAUUUUUAGUUCAAUAAAGACAUACCCAAUAAGAAAACAAACUGUGCUUUCCUUUACACAUUUAUGCCAAGGAAUAUAAUCUGUAACAACCCGUCAUGACAGCCCAGUGGCUACCAGGCUGCGCUGCUGAGCUCGAGGUCGUGGGUUCGAUCAGGACCGCGGCAGCCGCGCUCCAAUGGGGGCGGAAUGCGAAACCGCUCGCGUACGUAGAAUUGACUGCUCGUUCAAGAACCCGGGUUGCAAUGACUAAACUUCUUUUUUUUUUUUUGCAUUUCGCCUCAAACUGAAAUGCAGCUGCCGUGGCAGGGAUCGAACCUCAGACCUCGAGUUCAGCAGCACUAUACGCCAUAACCAUUGAGCUAUCGCGAUGGGUAUUGCGGAGCCUCCCACUGCGUCCACCGUCUCUCAAGGUGUUGGUGCUAGAUUUCGGGGCAAUAAAAUGUUCUGUAUGGACUAGUUGCUCUCAUGGCAAUGAAUGGCAAGCUACGCUGGAUAGAUUUCGUAAGGCGAAGAACCGUGAAAGACGAUCACCUGUGUGCGUGUCUGCGAUCGCGUUUAGCGGCUACACCUGUCUUUGGUAGAUCUAUGCAGCGCAGCUAGCCUAUACCACGGCGCUCUCUCUCUUCCCGGCAAGUCCCAACGUUCGAUCGGUUAACCGAUAGCGCAUA